Suillus plorans is the source of this 1155-nucleotide messenger RNA. RefSeq names its product glycoside hydrolase family 28 protein. The coding region runs from base 1 to 1155 and encodes 384 amino acids. Gene Ontology annotation, molecular function: polygalacturonase activity. Gene Ontology annotation, cellular component: extracellular region. The transcript is spliced from 15 exons. Gene Ontology annotation, biological process: pectin catabolic process. Lineage: Eukaryota; Fungi; Basidiomycota; Agaricomycetes; Boletales; Suillaceae. The record is from RefSeq and is a predicted model, not a curated record.
AUGUUUCUCUCGUUAGCUCUUGGUUUCCUCGUGUCCGGUAUUACUGCAGUCGCUGCAGCCAGCAGCAGUGGCUGCGUCGGUACAAUCUCAUCCUUGGAUGACGUUAGCAGUGCUACCCAAUGCACGACAGUGAAUAUCAAUGCGUUCACCGUCCCUGGUGGAAAAACGUUCGAACUGCAGCUGCUGGACGGCACCACUGUCAACAUUUUUUGGAAAUUUGAGCUGGGCCGGCCCCCUAUUCCGGGUGAUGUGAGUGCAGACACUACUACUUCAAGUGGCUCGGAGAACCUGAUCAAGGCCGUCUUGACAGGGGAAAUGACGUUACUUUCAAUGGAAACAACCAUAGGUGGGAUGGCGGAGGACCUUUUUACUGGUAAGCUCAUUAGUUACUGUGGUACUGCGUUCUUGUUUAAUCUUGCAUCUGCCAGAAUAUCGAUCUCAGGCACCUUGAACGACGUUUAUGUUGUAAACUCUCCCGCCCACGUCUUUUCGAUCACAAACCCAGGACCUCUCACUAUCUCUGGCGCCACUGUCGAUAAUCUGCAGGGUAACUAUCCCAGCUCGCGAAGCGGAAACGCCGCCGCCGCACACAACACCGACGGCUUUGAUGUUAACAGUAGUGAUAUACUCAUUCAAAAUUGCACUGUCCUCAAUCAGGAUGAUUGUUUAGCUAUCAAAAGAGGCACAAACAUCACAUUUGCCGACAACUACUGUGAAUAUGGUCACGGUAUCUCCAUCGGUUCCAUCUCGUCAAAUACCGUCGUCUCCGAUAUUGAGAUUAUCGGAAACCAUGUUGUUAGCAGCGCAUACUCCUUCCGUAUCAAGACCGAUACAUCUGCGACAAACAGUGUAGUGAAGAAUGUUACGUAUAGCGACAAUACUGCAACCAACUGUACCAGUUUCGGCGUUCUGAUAACUCAGAGCUAUCCCUCCAACCUGGGUACCCCGGGCAACGGGGCCACUAUCUCUGAUAUCAACUUCAACCAUGGCACCACUUCCUUGACGGCCAACAAGGGUGCUUACAUGGUCGCAGUGAACUGUGGAAGUGGAUCGUGCACAGGUGACUGGGAUUGGUCUGGUUUGCAGACGAGUGGUGGUAAAGCUGGAUCCAUCAUCAACAAUAAUCUCAUCACUGGAUUCGUUGAUACACAGUGA